Messenger RNA from Symbiodinium pilosum, 2228 nucleotides. Lineage: Eukaryota; Dinophyceae; Suessiales; Symbiodiniaceae. The record is from the annotation of a GenBank genome assembly.
AUGGCUGCCGCACGUUGUGAAACAUGCGGCCUGGGCAUUUGGAGCCCGCCCAGCCGGUGCGAGGGUUGCCGAACACACGAGCGCCUUAACAGCGCCAUUGCCAACCGCACUUGGACUGCCCACACAUGGCGAGCCGUGGGUAUGGCAAUGGCGGCCAUUGUGGCUGUGGCAGAUGGACCCGGAAAGGCGGACAGGUGGUGGAGCAGCUCGAGGCGCAGGUCGCCAGCUCGCUCGGAGUCUUCAACGCCACCUCCGCCAGCACCUGGACGCGAUGGGCCUGCCGCCGAGCCGCCUGUGGUGGAGCGAGCUGCUGCCGAUGGGCGCGGCCGCGAUGAGGCGUGGGACCGCGCAGUUCCUGCGGUGGGGCGAGCUGUUGCCGAUGGGCGCGGCCGCGAUGAGGCGCGGGACCGCGCAGUUCUUGCGGAGCGUGGCCACCCAGCAGGCAAUGGCAAGGGCGGCGGCGUGGUGGCCGCAGGCAUCGGCGAGGCGACGGAGACCUUGGAGCACUACUCAGAGCUGUGCUUAACAGACGCCUAUACCGCUCUGUGCCGCGGCGCGCAACGCUCUUGGCGGCCAAUGGCGUCGGGGCGCCGCGAGCGUGUGGGCGAGGCCGCCAACCCGGGGCCACCUGCAGCGGACUCACGUGGGGCCCCAUCAGCGUUGGAAGUCCAGCGCCAAUGCGCUGCCGAAGCGCUUGCCAGAGCUGGCUUGCCCCCGUUCCCUCCAUUGCUGCCAGAGGCCGUGUCACCGUGUGGCAUGAUCAGCGAUACUGCAUCGCAAGCAACGGACCUGGCUUACCUUACUCCCCGCGCAGCGGGCGGCGACCUCACGCCGCUGACAUUGCCCGAUGCCCGAACACCAGACGAGGCGCCAAGCACCCCCGUGCCCGUGCAACCUCUGCCCGCGCAAGCGCGCUCCAGGUGGCAACGGGGGCCUCCGGCUGAGGGGCCGCUGCCGCCCAACUCUUGGAUCUACAUACCCCUCCUCCUGAAUGGGGCUGGCUCUUGUGCCCAGCGGCCGCAGCUGGUUGGCCGGCCGCCUGAGGACUGGGCAAGCGCGUGCCGCGCGUUGCUGGAGCAGCCCGCGCAGCCGCUGACGCUCACUGACGCCACUCGAGCUGCCGCAGGCGCCGAUGGUUACCUCACUGCGGCUACGCAGUCGGCCUUCCUACAAGCUUAUGGCGGAGUCGGUGUCGCUGCCGAAGCAGCGGCACUAGCCGAACGCGCGCGCGCCGCCUUGCCCGCACAGAGCCGGCGCAACCCUCGACGCCGUCGCCGAGCGCAUGCACCACGCGCGCCCACAGCACCAGACGGUGCUUCGGGAAGCGUUGCUGCGGGAGAGGCACCCGAGCCUGGGGUGGACCGAUGCAGGGUGACCCGACAUGCGACUGGCAACCUUCCAUGGGCCGACGUGGACCAAAUAGACCUGCAGGCGGAGUUGCGGCGGCCUGUCCCCACCUUGCAGAACGCGCCGCCUUUCCUGCGAGCUGGCGUCUGCCGGGCUCUCGUGUUUGCGUUGCGGGCGAUUCGCAACGCUGAUGCCGCGGAGAACGCCCAUGUCACUCCCGCCCGACCUUGGUCCCUAUUUUUGCUUACGCCGCGCAUGCUCCUCGCGCGCCCGGGCUUGGAUGGCGCGGCCGGGCGCAGGCUCUUGCUUGAGCGCGUCGACCGGUACGAGCGAGGCGAGUGGCUCGCGUUGCUGGCCGCCGCGCAAAGGGCGCGGUCCACAGCAAGCCGAACGGAGGAAGACGCCGAAGCAGCACUCCGCCAGCGGCGUGAGGCCACGUGCCGGCUCGUCCGCAAGGGUGAAAUCAGCCGCGCCCGCCACCUGCUCACGAGUGGCACCUUGGCGCCGGGCGAUGAAGCUACAUGGGAAGCGUUGACUGACCCUGCAAAACGCCCCGCCCAAGCGCGCACGCCUGUCCCAGAUGAGCUGCUCCACUGUCAACCGGAGGAGCCGGCCCGCAUCACUGCUCGCGCCAUUGCGCAGACGUUGCGCGAGGCCAGGCGCGGCGCCGCGCCGGGCUUGUCAGGCGCGCGGGCGGAACACUUUAAACUCCUCCUAAGCGAUGCUGAUGGCCUGGAGCUGCUCAUGCACGCAGCAUCCGUGCUGGCCCAAGCUCGCGUUCCCCCGGCUGUAGCGGCUGCCCUUGCUCUAGCUAGGAUGACAGCGCUGCAGAAACCGGAUGGCGGCGUGAGGGGUAUCGCCACAGCAGAUGUCUUUUGCCG